Eimeria maxima is the source of this 906-nucleotide messenger RNA. RefSeq lists its product as hypothetical. Gene Ontology annotation, cellular component: cytoplasm. The transcript is spliced from 3 exons. Lineage: Eukaryota; Apicomplexa; Conoidasida; Eucoccidiorida; Eimeriidae. The record is from RefSeq and is a predicted model, not a curated record. Gene Ontology annotation, biological process: autophagosome assembly. Bases 1 to 906 code for a protein of 301 amino acids.
AUGUACACGCCUAGAAGCAAUGGCAGCAGGAGAAGCAGCAGCAGUAAAAGGCCGGAUAUUCCCUACCCUGCUAGCAGCAGCGACAGCAGCAGCAGCAGCGGCGGCGGCAGCAGCGGCGGCAGCAGCAGCAGCGGCGGCAGCAGCAGCAGCGGCGGCAGCAGCAGCAGCGAUCCUUCACGGGGACGCCCCCGCAGCAGAAGCAGCAGCAACAACAAAAAUAUUCCUUUAAAGGAACACUGCAGCAGCAGGAGCUGCAGCAGGGGCAACAGCAGGAGCUGCAGCAGGAACUGCAGCAGCAGCAGCAGCAACAAAGAUCGUAGUAGCAGCAGGAGCUGCAGCAGAGGGAGCAUCAGCAAGAAGCUCAGCAGCAGGAGCAGCAGCAAGAACCCCAUGAGCAGCAGGAGCAGCAGCAAGAACAACAUGAGCAGCAGCAACUGCAGCAGCAGAUCUAAGGAUGACAAUUCUGAAUGCGACAGCAGCAGCAGCAGCUUAUGGGAGGCGCAGCAGCAGCAGCAGCAGCAGCAGCGGCUGCUGCAGGCUAUUGACGAGGCAGAGAAGCUUGCAAGUGAUGCCCUAGAGGCGCAGCAUCAGCAUCAGCAGCAGCAGCAACAGCAGCAGCAGCAGCAGCAGCAGCAAAGUGUUUGGGUGCCAGAGAUGGGGCCUUCGUGGAAUGUUGAGACACAUCUGCGAUCUCUAAGAGACUUCAAAGUUCGUGUCCAUUUAACGGCUGUAGGCGAAGCGCCGCGUCUUCGUUUAAAAGAAUUUGCUGUUGAUGGAUUUGAGACAUUUGCUGCUGUUGUUAAUUUCUUACAAAAAGCAUUAAAAAGGAGAGAAAUUCUAUACGCCGGCCUUCUGAGCAGCAGCAGCAGCAGCAACUGCAGCAGCAGCAGCAGCAUCAGGAGCUAG